This is a messenger RNA of Podarcis muralis (Common wall lizard), 3484 nucleotides long. RefSeq names its product family with sequence similarity 107 member A (gene FAM107A). The record is from RefSeq and is a predicted model, not a curated record. Gene Ontology annotation, cellular component: synapse; stress fiber; neuron projection. Gene Ontology annotation, biological process: regulation of actin cytoskeleton organization; actin filament polymerization; actin filament bundle assembly. NCBI's taxonomy places the organism in Eukaryota, Metazoa, Chordata, Lepidosauria, Squamata, Lacertidae.
UUGUUAGAGCAGAAUGUGCUUGUCAGCAGGGGAGGGCCGCAACUAUAGAGCCGCUCGCAGGGUCACGUGACCGCUUAUUCUCGUUGCCUCUGAAAAGGUCUUUGCAGAAGUGAAAGAGCUUAGCCGUAUACUGCCAAAAAGUCAUGCACGCUUAGAAACAUGCCGAGGUGCGGGAAAGAGGGAGAGGCUUAAGGCAGUGCCAGGGAGCUGAGAGAGAGAGAGAGAGAGAGAGAGAGCGACCCAAGACCUGAAAGCCUAAAUGAGCCAGAGAAUGGAAGACCAGGUGAGGAUCCCACCUGGGGCGACGGGACUUUACAGAGCAAUGCUAGUCAAAUCAGGUAGCUAAAACAAUAUAAUUUUGCUACAAAAGAAAGAAAACAAAAUGUAAUAAAAGAAAGCCAGCAGUUAAAGCUUCUCCGUGCAGCGAACAGAACCUGCCUCAUUAAGGAGCAAUUAGUCACUUAUCGCCCAGCUAUGCUGAACAGGAAACAAUUAAAGGAGCAGAAACCAAGCUUUUAACUAAAGAAAAGUCUUCCCUAAAAAAAUGUCAGCAUGAGAGACAACGGAUGAAAUGGUGAAAACGGCAGUAUGACAUAAGACAGCAUCCUAUGCUCCUAAAGCAGUGGAAAUGCAAUUUGACAGCCAUGGUGUGUUCUGGAUUCUCGGUAAAAAAAGUUGACAUCUAUGUAUACUGAAAUACAGAGAGAGAGGCCAGAUAUUGGGAAUAUCAUGACUCAUCCAGAUUACAUUGAUGGAAACCCUGACCUUAUCAAACCUAAAAAGCUGCUCAACCCUGUAAGAGCCUCGAAAAGCCAUCAAGAACUUCACAGGGAGCUGCUUAUGAAUCACAAGAGAGGCUUGGGAGUCGAGAGCAAACCAGAACUGCAGCGAGUUCUGGAGCAUCGGCGGCGGAACCAGCUAAUCAGGCAGAGGAAAGAAGAGGAAGAGGCGAAGAAGUUGAAAUCUCCCUUCGAGCAAGAGCUCCUGAAGAGGCAACAGAAGCUGGAUCAGUUGGAGAGGGAGCAAGAGAAGCAAGAAGAAAACGCGCCAGAGUUUAUUAAAGUAAAAGAGAACCUGAGGAGGACAUCAACGCUAACUGGGGCGGAGAAGGUCGCCUAGCAGAUGGGAGCAGCUGAGACCAAAAUGGAAGAGGAGGACCUUCUCUGCUCGCUUGAAUACCUACAUGAUGACAUCUUCUUAUAUGGUGGACAUUCGCAGUUACGUCUUUGGGGCUGCUUACUGUUUAUUAACGCUUGCUCCGGUAGAAACUCCCCAACAUGGGCUUUUGCUGUAUAUCUAGGAAGGAAUAACAUCGGUGUGGGGGGGCUGGGAAAGUUUGUGAUGCUUUGCUAGUAGAAGCGUUUGGGUGGGGAGUAAUAAUAAUGGCCUGAGCCUUCCUCUCGAGUAAACAGGCAAUGCUGAUGCCCUAUCCCAUCCCUUGUUAGCUCUGUGCUUAAACCUUGGAGAUGCAACGUGUGGGCGAUGGUCUAUGAAGACUAGGCUGCCAUAUCAAUGCCAGGGCUUCAAGAUGCUCAGCAGCAGAUACUAAUGGUUGUAAUAAAUUUCAGGUUCAGUCGAGCUAAUCUUUGGAGUAGCUUGUUGGAAAACCAGAGAAGGGGGCCAAAAAACGAAAGAAACGAAGAAGGGAAGAGGCUAUCAGCGCCAGCUAACCGCUAGAGCUCACUCAGCUACGCUUUUGUCACUUUCUGCUGUGUCGAAGCAACACCCACCCAGAAAAUGCAACCAUGUCAAUAAGCGUGUGAGUUUCCGUACUUCACUUGAAGUUCGUGAAAGGCUCCCAGGUCGAAGCCCCCACUUGAAACCUCAGAAAGCCACGGCUGGCCUGUGUUGACAGUACUGAGUGACAGACCAAUGGUCUGACUCACGAUAAGGCAAGCCUCCUAUGUAUUGCACCGCUGAGAUUGUGGGUGUGGUGUCUCUUUGUGUCUGUGAGGAUGUAUUGGUCCUCUCUUAGAUUCAGUCGUAAAAUAGCAUGUUAACUUAACAUGUUACUACUGAAAGAGCAGGCCCGGGUUACAGUAUAUCAUGCGGUCAGAUGCAAAAACUUCUCAACCCUCGAGCUCUGACAUGGGGAGUGGGGAUCAUAUUCCAGAAGGGGCCUUUAGGAGCCGUAUGGAAGGAAUAAGAAACCAUGCCUACAAAUGUGUUGCUUUCAGAAUAUGGAGGAAGAAAAUGGCGUCUCAGAGAGACGGGAAGUGGUGGCCUAAUAAGAAUCACAGCAGCUACAUAGAGAGGGCCUGAUGGGGCCCAGAGGCCUGUGGGACUCAGGUCAAUGGCCUAACUCAGGCAUGGCCAAACUUGGCCCUCCAGCUGUUUGGGGACUACAAUUCCCAUCAUCCCUGACCAUUGGUCCUGUUAGCUAGGGAUGAUGGGAGUUGUAGUCCCAAAAAAGCUGGAGGGCAAAGUUUGGCCAUGUCUGCCCUGACUAGUCCAGCACCCUGUUCUCACAGUGGGAGACCCUUAGGCAGGACCCGAGUUCAAGAGUGCUCUCCUCUCCUGUGGUUUCCCCGCCACAGAUUUUCAGGAGCAGUACUGCCUCAGACCGUGGAGACAGAUAGCUAUUGUGGCUAGUGGCCUUCACCAUGAAUCUGCUGGAUCCUCUUUUAAAAGCCUCUGAGUUAGUGGCUGUUGCCGACUCCCGUGUGAGGGAGCUUCAUGGUUUAACUGCACUGCGUAAGAAGGAGCAGUUCUAUCGCACAUAAAAGUAUUUCCCUUAUCUUUAUUUCUUUGUUUAAAAAAGUAGGUCCUUCCAGCCGUCAGAUCGUAGUUCCUUUCCCCCUCAGUGGUACAAAGUGAAGCAGGUGGGGAAUUCUUCUUAAAGCAAGAAACAAAAGUUGAGAAAUAUUUUCCCCAUGGAAAAAUUUAGAAUAGUAAUGAGAAGUUGGUUCAAAGAGAGCCUCAAAGUGCCUUCACACAGGAAGGCUUGGCUUGGGACCAAUUAAUUCAUAAUACAACCUCCUGGUAGAUAUUAGGAAUUUGUGUGUGUAAACACUGGGGCUCGCCAUUCCAAAUGUUCUGGAACAAGCCAGGGGCACCACGUCUGAAGGCUAUGCAGAGAUCUUUCUUGGGCAGUGUUUUAACAGCUCCUGGAGAUCUUGUACUAUAUGAGUCAGAAUUCAGCCUAUACAGAGGUACCGGAAAUUGUGCUUCCCAAAAUGUCUGUUACUUUUCCUCGAAAGCGCAUAUUAUUCUUAUGAUUACCCCAAAGAAACUCAUUCUGUACCCUACUUAGGUAUACUGUGCUAUAUAAACAUAGUGAUAUCUGUGCACCUGCUGCAUGUAUAUUAUUGCACAUGUUCAUAUUAACAACUUAACUGCCACCAUUGCUUUCUUGGAGAGAGAACAUUUUAUCAAGAAGAAAAAACAGAACAAAACCUGAAUUGAUGAGUAAUUGUAUAUUUUGCUAGAUAUUCUAUGAAUGAAAACAGCCGGCAGCCAAAAUAAACUGAUUUCAUUUUUCUAA